CUAUCUUCUCCUGGAAUCGGACCAUUGGCUUCCCAACCGUCGGUUGUGCUCGGGGCACAAAAGUAACGAGGCACCCCGCGAUUAAUUUCCUUCUCUGCUACCCUUUCUCCCCUCUCCAACUUUGUUCUGAUUGAUUGAUGAUCCUUUAUAAAUCCUCCGGCCCCUGUACUCGGAUGGGUUCAUCACCUUAUCAAUCUGUCAAUCUGGCUCUCAGCCGUUAUCAAUCAACCGAGGCCAAAGCCGAGAUCGCACCGAGCUGUCACAUCGCAGUUGCGUCAGCUACGCUCCCAACCAAUCUUAUCAAUCUGCAGCAUUGACUGUCAACCCAAACCACCAUUGACGUCCACGAAGAGCUCGGAUUGGAGCAAGAAACAUUAACAACUCAAUUACGGCGAUUUUUAUUUGACAAACUUGAUUCGGCAAAUCUUUCAAGAUUUACCUCUCGGAACUCCGACCCGAUUUGGCACAACCGACCGAAAAGAGAACCGAUCUCGCCACAACCACAACAUCUAUUACUCGUCGACUCCCACCAUGUCGGCUUCAUCACCUCAGUCCAUUGCAUCCCCUGGAGCUAGGACACCUGUCGCUUCACAGUCAGGAACCAGGCAUCGUGCCAUCUCAGCUGCACCAAGUCCUGCUGCCUCACCAGCCACAUCGGGUCCCCACAGCCACAGGACGCCACUCUCCAUUAAGCCGAGUGCGAAGCCACCUCCACCCACACAACCUCAGCAGCGCACUGCUCUUCCUUCCAUCAACAAGAUGGCCAUGUCGUCCGUAAUCAGCCCCCAGCCGGCUCCGCCGGAGCCUCCAAAGGUGUCUAUGACCUCUAAAGAAUGGGUGAUUCCUCCAAGGCCCAAGCCUGGCAGGAAGCCCGCUACCGAUACACCACCCACUAAGCGCAAGGCUCAAAACCGCGCAGCUCAGAGGGCCUUCCGAGAGAGGAGGGCUGCUCGUGUUGGAGAGCUUGAGGAACAACUUGAUCAGCAACGUGAGGCCCAGGAGAAACAUGAAUCAGAGCUCAAGGACAAGAUCCACGAACUUGAACUCGAUGUCCAAUCCUUCCGAUCUAGAUGCAUGUUACUUGAAAACAUGCUGGAGCGAGAGAGACAGGACCGUAUCAGAGUCGAGACAGAAGCCGAGACUCUCAAACGUCGUCUAGAUGAAGGUGUCUUUAACUCAAAUUUUCAAUCCCGAAGCAUGAGUUCUCAGCACCCGUUUGAAGGACUUCACAGUCCCACCAGUCAGGGACCGAGACACAGUCUUCCUGAUGCACGACCUGAUCGUCAAUCAGGCCACUCCUUUUCCAUCUCCCAAAUCAUCUCUCCUCCAGAAACCCUCGACAUGAGCACUUCCAACGAUACUGAGACAGCCAUAACUUGUGGCAACUGUUCUCCAAAUGGACCUUGUGCUUGUGCCGAGGAGGUAUUGAACUCCGCGGCUAAUGGCUGCGGCAAGUGCACUCUUACAUCAAAUUGCCAGUGUCUCGACGAAGUAGCUGAGGCUCUUGAUCGAUCUCAAGAGUUGAAGCGUCCUGCCUCACCAUCGGCUAACGUAUCUACUGAGAAGAGGCAUCGAUCUAAUGCCGACGCUGAGACUGAUUUCACAGCCAUGUUCUCCCGCAAGACCCAAGAGGCCUUUUCUGCUCCUUCUCAACUCCCUUCCAUGGACUCUAUGCCCUUCAGAGAUGGCUGCGGCUUCUGCAAGGAUGGAACCUACUGCGUCUGCGCUGAUACCGCUCUCGCGACUCCCGCCAUGACUCCUAAUGAUACUCUUCCUCCCAUCUCUCAGCAGGUUCAGACCCCACCUCCUGAAGAUACUGAUCCUCCUAUUCUCGCUAUGGAGAUGACGGCCGACGGUGCUGUCAAGCUUCCUUCUCGCCGUCCCCAAACUCAAUCGACUGAGCGUCGUGGCUGUGGUCCCAACGGUCCUGGUACUUGUGCUCAGUGUCAGGCCGAUCCCAAGUCUGGACUCUUCUGCCGCCUAAUGGCCGCCAACUUGAAUCGUAAGGACGGCAGCUCUGGUGGCUGCUGUGGUGGCAAGGGUGCUGGUGGCGGCUGCUGUAAGUCCCAGAAGCCACCGCAACCAGAGAAGAUCAACCUCCCAAGUCUACCAAGCCUGGGUUUGAGUUGUGCUGAGGCAUACCAGACACUAUCCAGUCAUCGCAACUUUUCCAAGGCGGCUGAUGAUAUCGGCUCUUGGUUGCCCAAGCUCAAGGCUACACCUAGACCAGGUACUCGGCCAGCACCACCUGGUGCGAUGAUGCCGAUUGAGGUUGAAGCAGCAAGUAUAAUGAGCGUUCUGAAGGAUUUUGAUAUUCGGUUUGGGAGGGGAAUCUAAUGGGAUCCCAAGCCGUUAAACUGGACGAAAGAUAUUGAGUACAUGACAAAAAAUGGUUUAGUGAGCAUACAGCUCGUGGCAGAGUUGCGACAUGCCUAAUAUGGCACUGGUUUGGGUUUUGGUUGGAGCGUUGAUAUUAUACCCUUCAUUGGCUAAGAUGUAGACUUCACUUGUCUAUGCAUCUAUGAAUUUAUGCGUCUAUUAAGAUCAAUGCUUCUGAUGUGAGACAUGUCCUGGCGAUGCAUUCAAUAACGGAUGCAUAGCAGGGUUUUAGAAGAACUUGUGCAACUAGGGUGAGCUUGUAUGAUUUGGCCAGUCGGAGACGUAGAUGAAGUAGAUGAGAUGAGUGUACCGAUUGGGCUAGAAAAGAACGGUGUCCAAAGAUGCCAUGUGGCUGUAGGGUAUAACCUAGGUGAAGAGCCUUAGCAGUGAGCUGGAUCGACAGCUACGUCGAUGGGUGUUGAUGACUGUUCAUGGGUAAUGACAACACACCAUGGCAACCUGUCAACCGCUGUUGGGAUAGUCACGCGCUGACGUGCAUGAAAGGAAAGACAUCCUCGGCUGAAUGAGGACAUAGAGGCUGGGGAAAAGGCGGGAGCUAGAUACGGAUGAAGUUGUCGUGAAUUGUUGGGAGGCGGUGGAGUUUUGAUGGUGGAGCAGCAUGGCCAGCGCACCGCCUGUACAAAUUACAAUUCGAGUCGAGUAGGUAGCAC
Fusarium odoratissimum NRRL 54006 is the source of this 3050-nucleotide messenger RNA. RefSeq lists its product as uncharacterized. The record is from RefSeq and is a predicted model, not a curated record. NCBI's taxonomy places the organism in Eukaryota, Fungi, Ascomycota, Sordariomycetes, Hypocreales, Nectriaceae. Gene Ontology annotation, molecular function: transcription cis-regulatory region binding; DNA-binding transcription activator activity, RNA polymerase II-specific. Bases 532 to 2337 code for a protein of 601 amino acids. Gene Ontology annotation, cellular component: nucleus; RNA polymerase II transcription regulator complex. The transcript has a single exon.